UCAAGACCAAGACGAAAAUGUAUUGACAAUAUUAACUCCACCAACCUUUGAUCUACCAACAAAACCAAUUAAUCCAUAUAGCGACCCCAAGGCAACAUGGAGUCUUCAAAACGCUGUUGCCGUUAUUCUGAAUCGUUUUUUGGACAAAUCUUUUACGAUAUCAAGAUGGGCAUGUGGUUUAGAUCCGUUAUUGGGUACUUAUAUACAUCCAAAACUCGUUGGUUCUGCUCGUACAAAUAAUAUUCGUCAACAAUUAACACGUCGUGAAAAUCUGGUUGCUUAUGCUCGUAAAGAUUGUCAAUCAACCACAAAAUUAGUACAAUAUAUGAGAGAUCAUCAACCAAUUCUGGCUUCAUCAUCAAGAAUUGUUACAAUAACACCACGUACUCCUCCUCCUUCAACAUUAGCUGUUAUAUCUAAUGUCCUUGGAUUCGAUUAUGAAGGCAUUUCUGAUGAUGAAAUUCCUAGCGCACAAUCAAAACCACCAUCAACAGAACAACGAUCAUCUUCUCCAGUCAAACAAAAACAUUCUCAACAUCGUACUACUGCAAGUAAAAAACGUCGUAAUUAUAUUAGAUGUCAACAUCGUCGUCCUCAUCGAUUCGACCAUACUAUUGUCCGUUAUUUAAAUACCAAUUUACGUCAUCAAGACGUUAAACGAAGAUUACGUCAUUUACAAGUUCCAUAUGUACAUCUUCGUCUCGACAAACAUCGCAAUCGUGUUGUUAUUGGAUUAAAAACAGAUGCAUUAGUUGCCCAGUUUAAUGAAACAAUUAGACAUGAUGCAUUUCAUUAG
Molecule: messenger RNA, 796 nt
Organism: Didymodactylos carnosus
Lineage: Eukaryota; Metazoa; Rotifera; Eurotatoria; Philodinida; Philodinidae
Source: the annotation of a GenBank genome assembly